Messenger RNA from Salvia splendens (bonfire salvia), 873 nucleotides. Its product is annotated as ethylene-responsive transcription factor ERN1. Gene Ontology annotation, biological process: regulation of DNA-templated transcription. Lineage: Eukaryota; Viridiplantae; Streptophyta; Magnoliopsida; Lamiales; Lamiaceae. The coding region runs from base 1 to 675 and encodes 224 amino acids. Gene Ontology annotation, molecular function: DNA binding; DNA-binding transcription factor activity. The transcript has a single exon. The record is from RefSeq and is a predicted model, not a curated record.
AUGGAACUUCACUUCCAUAGCUCAUCUUCGACCAACAACAACAUCAACACGAUGUAUAACAAGCCCGCGAAUAGAAGCUCUACCAAGGGCAAGUUUGUGGGAGUGAGACAGAGGCCUUCGGGCAAAUGGGUAGCAGAGAUCAAGAACACGACCCAAAAGAUCCGUAUGUGGCUAGGCACAUUCGAUACCCCCGAGGAGGCUGCCCUGGCCUACGACGAGGCUGCCUGCCUCCUCCGUGGCUCAAACACGCGCACCAACUUCAUGAACACCGUCCCCUGCAACCCGGCCCUCUCUUUAAAGAUCAAGAACUUGUUGAACCAAAAGAGGAGCCAAAAUAAGGCCAUUAUUACCCCUCCAACUAGUGAUCAAGAACGCCACAACAAGGCCGUUGCUAGUAACAGUAGUAGUAUCAACCAAACGGAAGGAUCUCUUGUUUUCAAUCCAUCCGAGGAUGUGUAUAGGCCCGGCUUCAUCCAUUUCGCGCCUCAGUCACAUGAGGAGGGCGCGGUUGAGGAUGCGCCUUUCCCGGAUUUCGAAAGAAUGAAGGUUGAGAGACAGAUUUCAGCAUCACUCUAUGCCAUGAAUGGCAUAAGUGAAUAUUGGGAUGCCAUCAAUGACUCAAAUGAUGCUUUUUGGGAUAUUCAAACUCUUAGCCAUAUGUUCUGCCCUAGUUAAGCAAAAAAAAAAUUCAUAUUUAUGCAACCUUUUUUGACUCAUUACAUUAGGAAGAAAGUGGUUUUUGUUUGAUCAAAGUAGUUAGUUUGUAUUUGGAAUUUUAUGUUGGCCUUAUUUUAUGUUAGAAGCUAUUUAUUUUUUAUUUUUUUGGUUUAACCACAUGUGUACCGAAUCCGCCUUUUGGCGGAAUCCGACUAA